AUGGGCGGCGCCGGCGAUACCUCGGCGGCUUUAGACGCCGCCGCGCAAAUCCGCAAGGUCAACCUGAAGGCUUCGUCUGGGCUCCCGGGAUUGAUACAGAACAAAAAAGUCUUCGGUGUUGCGAUGUUCGCUUGUCUUGGAGGUCUCCUCUACGGUUAUAACCAGGGCGUGUUCUCUGGCGUCCUGGUUAUGCACUCUUUUGAGGAGCAUAUGGGAGAUGCGGUCACAAACGAGACAAAGAAAGGAUGGCUUACAUCUAUCCUCGAACUUGGUGCUUGGCUUGGCGCUUUAUAUUCCGGUGUACUCUGUGAAAGAUUCUCCCGAAAAUACACGAUCCUUGCGCACGUAUGCAUUUUCUGUAUCGGCGUCGUGAUUCAGCUUACCGCGGCUGCCGGCAGCGGAAGCUCAUCGAAUAUUUUGGGAGGUCGAUUCGUCACGGGUAUGGGUGUGGGAAGCCUCUCAAUGAGUGUUCCCAUGUACAACGCUGAAAUAGCACCGCCUGAGGUCUCCUUCUGGAUAAACUACGGAACAAACCACAUCGGUGGCACUGGUGAGACUCAAAAAGAUACUGCGUGGCUCUUACCCUUGGCUCUUCAACUCGUCCCAGCUGUCAUCUUAGGAGUCGGCAUGAUCUUUAUGCCAUUCUCUCCUCGCUGGCUUGUACACCAUGGCAGAGAAGAAGAGGCUCUCAAGGUUCUUACUAGCCUUCGUGGAUUGGAGGCGGACGACCCCGUGUUGCAGCUAGAGUUCCUAGAGAUCAAAGCCCAGAGCGUCUUCGAAAAACGUACUGAGAAGGAAAGGUUUCCUCAUCUGGAGAGGUCCAGUCUCUGGAGUUAUUUGAAGCUUGAAGCUGCCGGUUACAAGAGUCUCUUCACCAGCUGGCCCAUGUUCAAACGGGUGAUUGUUGCUACAGUCACUAUGACUUUCCAGCAAUGGACAGGCGUCAAUGCAAUCCUCUACUACGCCCCCACCAUCUUCGAACAACUCGGAAUGAGCAGCAACACCACGUCACUCCUCGCCACAGGCGUCGUCGGCGUAGCAAUGUUCCUUGCAACAAUUCCAGCCGUAAUCUGGGUCGACAACGUCGGUCGCAAACCCAUCCUACUUAUCGGCGCCAUCGGCAUGGCAGCCUGCCACUUCAUCAUCGCGGGUAUCUUCGCCGAGAACGAAACGCAGUGGGAGUCGCACCGCGCCGCAGGCUGGGGUGCCGUUGCCAUGGUCUGGCUGUUCGUCAUCCACUUCGGAUACUCGUGGGGCCCUUGUUCCUGGAUUAUCAUCGCUGAGAUCUGGCCACUUAGCGUGCGUGCAAUUGGGACGAGUUUGGGCGCUUCGGCUAACUGGAUGAACAACUUCAUCGUCGGCCAAGUGACACCGGACAUGCUCGCCGGCAUCCGAUACGGCACAUAUAUUUUUCUCGGUUUAAUGACGACACUUGGCGCGCUGUUCAUUUUCUUCUUUGUCCCCGAGACGAAACAAGUCUCGCUCGAGGAAAUGGACGUUAUCUUCGGUUCGGAGGGCACGGCCGUUGCGGAUCAUGAGCGACAGGCUGAGAUCUCACGCGAAAUCGGGCUUGAUGAGGCGUUAGCCAGGUUUUCUACAAGGUCUGGGGCUACUCUUGCAGAGGUGGAGCCAAAGAACGCAUGA
Aspergillus nidulans FGSC A4 is the source of this 1644-nucleotide messenger RNA. RefSeq names its product xylose transporter xtrD. The record is from RefSeq and is a predicted model, not a curated record. Gene Ontology annotation, molecular function: transmembrane transporter activity. Lineage: Eukaryota; Fungi; Ascomycota; Eurotiomycetes; Eurotiales; Aspergillaceae. The coding region runs from base 1 to 1644 and encodes 547 amino acids. Gene Ontology annotation, biological process: proton transmembrane transport; carbohydrate transmembrane transport; transmembrane transport. The transcript is spliced from 13 exons. Gene Ontology annotation, cellular component: membrane.